CCAAGAAUCCGAUAUGGUGACAUCACCAGCAAUCCAUUGUCAACUGAGAAAAGAGAUAUUUGGGGUUCAGUGGAGGUCUCAAACACACCAGGAAAGCCACUCGAAGCCUGGUGAGGAGAAAUCCUUGAGUUCUGGAUGUGCUGGAGUCCAGGAACGUUUCCUGACCAAAGGGAACUGGGAAAGGACGAAAAAGGACAACUGCUUCAUAUGUAAAAAAAUGCUGAAAGUUCAGCAAAUCCAGACUGGAGAAAAACCAUGUAAACACAGGCAACCCAGAAAGGACUUGGGAGAUCUUCCUUCCCUCGAAAGGUUCCACCCCGCAGGAAAAACAUACCCCUGUGUGGAGUGUGGAAAGAGCUUCAGUGAAAAGCGAUCCUUGACUGAUCAUCAAAAGAGCCACCCUGAAGAGAAACAGCACAAAUGCUUGGAGUGCGACAACAGUUUCCACACCAACAGCCAACUUGCUUCUCACAAAAGGACCCACGCCAGGAAAAACACGUACACCUGUAAGCUGUGUGGAAUGAGCUUCAGAAUGAGGAGUUUGCUUACUUUCCACGGCAGGAUUCACUCAGGGGAGAAACCGUAUAAAUGCAUGGAGUGUGGAAAGAGUUUCAGGUGGACCAGCGAUCUUACGUCUCAUAUUAGGAUCCAUACGGGGGAGAAACCCUACAAAUGCCCAGAGUGCGGAAAGAGCUUCAGCAGGAGCAGUUCCCUUACCUACCACAAAAGGAUCCACACAGGGGAAAAGCCCUACACAUGCCCGGAAUGUGGGAAGCGUUUCAGCGACUGCAGUGCUCUGUGUUCUCAUAAAAGGAGCCAUUCCUCAGAGAAACCCUAUCAAUGCACUGACUGCGGGAAGAGCUUUGGCAAGAACAGCUUUCUCAUCUCACAUAAAAGGCUCCACACUGGGGAGAAACCCUAUCAAUGCUCAGACUGCGGGAAAAGCUUCAGCCAGAGCAGCCACCUGACUUCCCACAAAAGGCUCCACACGGGAGAGAAACCCUAUCAAUGCACAGACUGCGGGAAGAGCUUCAGCCAGAACAGCCAUCUUACUUCCCACAAAAGGCUGCACACGGGAGAGAAACCCUACAAAUGUACCGUGUGCGAAAAGAGCUUCAGCAACAGCAGUUCCCUGACUUCGCAUAAAAGGGGCCAUACGGGGGAGAAACCUUAUCAAUGCAUGGAGUGUGGGAAGAUCUUCAGCCAGAGCAGUCACCUCACUUCCCACAAAAGGCUCCACACGGGAGAGAAACCCUAUCGAUGUGCAGAGUGUGGGAAGAUCUUCAGGUUGAGUAGUGAGCUUACGUCCCACAAAAGGAUCCACACAGGGGAGAAACCCUAUAAAUGCUGGGAAUGCGGGAAGAGUUUCAAACAGAGCAGCCAACUUACAUCUCAUAAAAGGACCCAUAUCAGGGGGAAAAAUAUAUAA
This is a messenger RNA of Thamnophis sirtalis, 1429 nucleotides long. NCBI's taxonomy places the organism in Eukaryota, Metazoa, Chordata, Lepidosauria, Squamata, Natricidae. The record is from RefSeq and is a predicted model, not a curated record.